This is a messenger RNA of Macrobrachium nipponense, 510 nucleotides long. RefSeq lists its product as uncharacterized. The record is from RefSeq and is a predicted model, not a curated record. The transcript has 4 exons. NCBI's taxonomy places the organism in Eukaryota, Metazoa, Arthropoda, Malacostraca, Decapoda, Palaemonidae. The coding region runs from base 1 to 510 and encodes 169 amino acids.
AUGAAGACGACGACGACGAUGAAGAAGAAGAACCUGUUGUUCAGGAAGAGACUCCCGAGUAGUCAAAGUGUUCCUGAAGACAGAAAAACUAAAACUGAAACUGUGUCAAUAACACAAACAACUUCAUCUACAGAAGAUGAUGAUGGAUAUGAAUUGGAAGCUGAAAGCAAGAUGAAUAAUUCUUCAAUUUUGGAAAAUUUGGAGGUUGAACAGAAACAUCUGAGUGUUGAACAAGAUCAGUUACUUGAUAAUAUUGGGCGAGCCAAGUUUGUUUCCGAGAUAGACUUGUUGAAGGGAUAUCAUCAAAUUCCCUUAGAUGAGAAUGCUUCAUUGCUGUCAGCUUUUAUUACUCCUUUUGGACUGUAUCAGUAUACUGUCCUGCCGUUUGGCCUGAUGAAUGCACCUGCAACAUUCCAACGAGUGAUGGAAGGAGUAGAUGUAUGGAUUCGAAGUCACCAUUUAGAAAAUGGAUUUUCUAGAGUUGUGUUGACAGUUGUUGAUAAAGGCUGA